Molecule: messenger RNA, 2583 nt
Organism: Nylanderia fulva
Lineage: Eukaryota; Metazoa; Arthropoda; Insecta; Hymenoptera; Formicidae
Gene: dnt
Product: tyrosine-protein kinase Dnt
Biological process (GO): protein phosphorylation; cell surface receptor protein tyrosine kinase signaling pathway; multicellular organism development
Cellular component (GO): signaling receptor complex; plasma membrane
Molecular function (GO): ATP binding; protein tyrosine kinase activity
Source: RefSeq, a predicted model, not a curated record
AUGGUAGCACACAACUGGUUGUGGCUUUCACGAGGCAAGGCACGCCGCGCGCGCUCUCUCCGCGAGAGCAUUCCGCUCCGAACAUUCCGUGUCGCUCCGAGAUCUCCGUCGUACGCGCGUCGCUGGAUACGCGCUUGAAAAUCUCGCGCCGAGGUAUAUUGCGAGAUAUAUCGAGCCACGGCGACGAGUUUCCUCGCUCGUGGGAGUGUCCCUCCGGUUGUGUUCGACGCGAGCUGUCAAAGAGAGGAGUCCGUGUUUCUUUUUUUUCCCCUUUAUUUUCCGGAGCGAAAAGAAGAGCGCGCUCUCGAGGCGCGGCGUGUCACGUGCACGCGUUUCUCGCCUGCACGUGACGUUCCCGCCAGCCCCUUCGCGCGGAGAUUUACAUUUCCAGCGCGAAAUAUGAAAUAACCGCGCGUAAAAUACUACGCGAGUGCUGGUGCGGAUUCUGCGAGAUUCUCGAGGCCGUAAAUAUACUCGGGUGAGAACGUCACGUGGCGGCCAACAUCACGAUGUUCCUCUGCCAGCGACUAGCGGUGCUGCUGCUCGUCGUUAUCGCGCGACCAGCCGCGAGUUACUUCAAUCUCUUUCUCACGAAGACGGAGGUCCACAAGCUGAUGGGCCUGUCAGAUGCAGAAUUAUAUUAUGUCAAGGAAGGCGUUAUAAAUGAAUAUGCUGUGAAAUUCAUUGUUCCUGUAUCGGCGCAGCUUCACAAACUUCACUUUACGUGGGAAAAUCUCGCUGGUAGACCGCUGUCGUACAUGAUGUCCGUGGAUAUCAGCAAUCCCUCGGCGCUAAGUAGCUCCCUGAACAUCUCUCAAGUCGGCGAGAUACCACUAGGUGGCCUGCAGACAUGGGCCUUAUCGUUGUACUGCGGACCCUACGACGCGGAGAUCGACGUCUCUCUUCGAAUAAACGUCUCGCUGUCGCGGAAGAACAACACCCAUCUAGAAUUUAGGCGAAAGAAGAUCUGUCUGAAGGACAAGAGCUACAUCGGCCGCGAGGAGGAGGUCCUGGUCGCUGUCUCCGGCUCCACCACCGGCGGUCAGGUCUUUUAUGUGGCGAUUAGUUGCGCGUGUGCACUCAUCGCGAGUAUUUUCGUCCUGGUGGUGAUCUAUUACGUGCGCAACAAGAAGGCCAGGAGACAUCGAGAUCCUCUUCAGGAAUCCAGGGGGCUCAGCUCAGCAUGCAGUAUAGAAAGAGGUGCCGGUGUGGGACCUGCGCAAACCUUUUUAUCGCCGGAAACACCGCCACCUGCGUCCGCUGCCUCAGGAUCGACCUACAGAAGACUCGAUGAUCGCCCUAGCAGAGAACUGCACGAAAGAAUCCAGGAAAUCACAGUACAAAGGUGCAGGGUACGUCUCCUUAGUAUCGAAAUGGAAGGAACAUUUGGACGCGUGUAUAGAGGUAGUUAUCACGAAGAGGGUGCAUUAUCCCCGAGAGACGUGCUUGUGAAAACUGCUGCUGAGCACGCAUCUCAAUCACAAGUGGCUCUUCUUCUACGAGAAGGUCUAGCCCUCUACGGGCUCAGUCAUCCAGCAUUGCUUCCGGUUCUCGGUGUCUCCAUCGAAGACAGAAGCGCGCCUUUUCUGCUUUACCCGCACACGGGUUAUAGAAACAUGAAGAGAUUCUUGCUAAGGUGCAAGUUAAGUAGCGAAGGACCUCCAAGAGCUCUCACCACGCAGGAAGUCGUUGAAAUGGCACUCCAAGCCGCCAAAGGUGUACAAUAUCUUCAUAGAAAGAGGCUCGUUCAUAGAGACUUGGCUGCCAGGAAUUGCGUUGUUGACGAUGACUUAAGAGUGCAGAUUACGGAUAACGCAUUAGCUAGAGAUCUGUUUCCGCAAGAUUAUCACUGCCUUGGUGAUAACGAGAAUCGUCCUAUCAAGUGGUUGGCGAUAGAAAGUUUACUCACAAAGACCUUCACUACAGCUUCUGACGUGUGGGCAUUUGGGGUUUUAUUAUGGGAGCUAACGACGUUGGCGCAACAGCCUUAUGUAGAAGUGGAUCCUUUCGAAAUGGCAUCCUAUCUCAGAGACGGUUACAGAUUGGCACAGCCGAUAAACUGUCCGGACGAGCUAUUCGCGGUGAUGGCAUAUUGCUGGGCCAUGUCGGCAGAAGAGAGACCGACAUUUAGUCAAUUGAUUAUCUGUUUGCAAGAUUUUCACACUCAAUUAACGCGAUAUGUUUAAUUGAGCGUGAUUGUAAAAAAAAUAGGACUGGACUUUUGUUAAUAAGAUGUCUCAAAUUUCUGAACAUAUCGAACAUUUUAUCUCGGAUUUAAUAAUCUCAAGACACCGAUAAAGGAAAGCGCUUUUGUAUAUACUCUAGUAUUUAAGUACUCGCACAUAAUUUUAACAUUUUAAUUUUCGCAAUUAUAGCAGUUGUAUGUAUGAUAAUCGAAUCUAAUGUAAUAUAUCGCAUUUUUCUCUUCAAAAAUUAUUUAAUGUAAGUAGGUUGCUUAAAAAAUAACUGUCGGUCAAAAUCGAAUUUAAAACAGAAUAGAAUUUUAUUACUGUGCAAUGAUUUGCAUAAAGCAUCAAAAAAAUUUUAUUGAGACGUAAUGUCAAAAAUAUCAAACAUAAAAUA